This is a messenger RNA of Branchiostoma floridae (Florida lancelet), 1228 nucleotides long. Its product is annotated as WD repeat-containing protein 38-like. Bases 99 to 1052 code for a protein of 317 amino acids. Gene Ontology annotation, molecular function: protein binding. The transcript is spliced from 9 exons. NCBI's taxonomy places the organism in Eukaryota, Metazoa, Chordata, Leptocardii, Amphioxiformes, Branchiostomatidae. The record is from RefSeq and is a predicted model, not a curated record.
CCGUAACUGCACCGACUGCACCAACUUUUAUUUUCACCCCUCAGGCAUGCAACAAGUCCCGUCUGUUGUGAAAUUGUGACAUAAUUUGUCCCGUUACCAUGUUUGACGACGAAAACUAUUCCCAUGUCAACCUGAAGGAGUUCUCGGGCCACAAAGAUGAGGUGAACUGUUGUGCCUUCUCGCCAGACUGGGAGAUCAUGGUGACAGGAUGUGAUGACUGUUUGGUGCGAGUCUGGAACACUGUCUCCACCAAGAUGGUCUGUAAACUCAGGGGACACCAAGGUGCAGUGAAGAGUUGUGCCUUCUCAAACGACAGUAAGAUGUUUGCCACGGCUUCCUAUGAUACCACGGUGCGGGUGUGGCAGACCAGGACAGGGGACUGUAUACAUGUCCUACAAGGUCAUACCAAGAGUGUGGAGAUGGUUGUCUUCUCUCCUGACUGUACGAAACUGUGUUCUGGGUCAUGGGACUGCAGCGCCAUCAUGUGGGAUGUACAGCAAGGCUGUGUUUUGAGAAUAUUGAGUGGACACAGCAGUCUGGUGCAGUCAUGUGACUUUGACUACAAGGACAAGCAUGUGGCAACUGGUUCGUGGGACUACACAGUCAGAGUGUGGCCUGUCAGUCCCAUUGCGGAUGAGAAAGUGAAGAUCUUACGUGGUCACACCAGUAAUGUGCACGCUGUGGUGUUCGCCAGACUAGGCUUCCUGGCGAGCGGUUCCUGGGAUAAGACAGUGCGUCUGUGGAACCCUGACACCAGCACCCUCCUGUUUGUGCUGUCUGGACACACGGGCUGGGUCAAGGCUCUGGCCUUCUCCAUGGACAGUCUGUACCUGGCUUCUGCUGCGGAGGAUGAAACGGUGCUGAUCUGGGAUGUCACCAGUGGAACAUGUAUUAAGGAGCUCCAGGGCAUGGUGGACCAGGUGCAGACAUGUAAAUACUCCACAGAAGGAACCCUGCUGGCAUCAGGAGCGACAGGUGUCACUCUCAUGGUCAGGAGUAAACCUCAGGGAGAACACAACUCUGGGAGAACACAGGAGACUUCUACAGUGUAGUGGGCUGAGAGGGAGUUGAACUUCAGAAUGUGUUGGCAUCCAUCUGUCUCGGAAGACCAGGGCUCUAGCCAGCUCGAAAUUUUUUUCCGUCAGCCAAUUCUCAUUGUCGCGAAAACACUAUUCCAGGAGUUAGAGAGACUGAACUGAGACCUUUAAUGAGAUUAUUGUAUGCGAAA